Messenger RNA from Closterium sp. Naga37s-1, 1911 nucleotides. Lineage: Eukaryota; Viridiplantae; Streptophyta; Zygnematophyceae; Desmidiales; Closteriaceae. The record is from the annotation of a GenBank genome assembly.
AUGGCACUAUUCAUCUUCAGGGUUUUGGGUUUCCCUUUCAUCCCCCUCCCGCCACAACCCCCCUCCCCACCCUUUCCCUCCCUCCCACCCUUUCCCUCCCUCCCUCCCUCCCUCCCUCCCUCCCUCCCUCCCUCCCUGCCUCCCUCCCUCCCUCCCUCACUCUCUCGCUCCCUCGCCCUGGUUCCUCAUUCCCCCUUCCCAGGUAUCGCAUCAGCCCGUCUCAAGGAGCUGUAUCGCAUCAGCCUGUCAGAAGGAGCUGUGAGCGUUGCAGAACCCCCUACCUCUUCCUCCCCCCCUGCUGUGUCUUCCGCCAAUGCCGCCGAUGGUGCUUCUAACGAAGGUGACAGUAACGGAGGCGGGGCUGAGCCUACCCGAAGCGGCCGCUUCGACUCUCUGGUCCAGUCGGCAAAGAAUUUCUUCCUGCCCGCUGGAUACCCGGUCAGCCUGACCAGCGACUACACAAGCUACAUGCUCUGGCAGUUCCCGGUGCACAUAACGGGGUGGGCCUCCUCAACCCUCGUCACAUCCACGCUGCUGCAAGCAGUUGGAGUCGGGUCGCUCGUUAAAGCCACAGCCACUGCUGCUGCCGGCACUGCCGCUGCCACUGGUGCUGCUGCUGCUACUGGCGCUGCUACUGGUGCCGCUGCUGGCGCUACUGCUGCUGGUACGGCCGGCACCGUUGCAGCAGGAGCAGCAACCCUCGCAACCACAGCAGCGGCAGCAGCAGCCGCCCUCCCCGCCGUAGACCCCGCCUCUGCUGCCGCCGCCACCGCCGCCAUCAAAUGGGUGGCAAAGGACGGCAUAGGCGCGGUCGGGCGCCUCCUCGUGGGUGGCAGGUUCGGCAGCAUCUUCGACGAGGAUCCGAAGCAGUGGAGGCUCGUCGCGGACCUAAUCGGCUCGGCCGGAGCAAUCUUCGAACUAGCCACCCCCCUCGCGCCGACCCACUUUCUCCUCCUCGCAUCCCUCGGAAACCUCACAAAGGCCAUUGCGAAAGGGCUCAAAGACCCGUCGGCUAGGGUUAUCCAGACUCACUUUGCGCUGCAGGCGAAUGUGGGGGAGGUGGUAGCGAAGGAGGAGGUGUAUAAGGUGAUGGCUCAGCUGGUGGGGCUGGGCUGUGGCGUGCUGCUGCUCAGCUCGCCCUACAUUGCCGAGUCGUAUUGGAGCCUGGUCACCACGUGGGCUGUGAUUCGCUCGACUCACCUCGCCUUUCGGUUCAAGUCGCUUUCUGUGCUCGAGUUUGACUCUUUGAAUUUCAAGCGCACCGCCAUCCUUGCCCGAGCGCAUGUCUCAGGGGCGGCAGAGCUGCCCUCAGUGCAGGCAGUGAACCGAAGGGAGCGCCUUUGGCUGCCACGCCGCCUCACGUCCCCUCGCAUAAACCUUGGUUGCUCCCUUGCUGACGUGUCCACCCUGCUGGAACAACAGUCGGCCAACCGGAUACCAAUCACAGACCUCCUGUCACUGUACCGGGAGGAGCAGCAUGUGCUUCUAAUGGAUGACAACGGCUCCUUUUCUGUCAUCUUCAAGCAAGGAGCAUCCAAGGGGACGGUUCUGAGGGUCGUGUGGCAGGCGUGUUGGCUGCAGCAGCAGAUGAGGGGGACGAGCAGACAGCAUGGGGCAGAUGGGGAGGAGGGUCACUCUGAUGCCACCGACAGAAGCAACGGCAGCAGCAGUGGAGACAUUAGCAUUCUGCAGGCAUCGUUGGAUGCGUUAGGCAGUCGGUUUGAGGGGUUCCUUGCCCAGGCGGCUGCAGCAGGGUGGGACACUAACACGCUGGUGGCCAAGGUGCCUCCCUCUGCACCUCUCCUCAUCCUGGAGUUUGAGUGGUUCCUGGCCAAGGCGACUGCCGCAGGGUGGAAUAACAACACUCUCGUGGCAAAGGUGCCUCCCUCCGCCCCCCUGCUCAUGCUGUAA